This is a messenger RNA of Peromyscus maniculatus bairdii (prairie deer mouse), 441 nucleotides long. It is a transcript of the gene Il21, whose product is annotated as interleukin 21. NCBI's taxonomy places the organism in Eukaryota, Metazoa, Chordata, Mammalia, Rodentia, Cricetidae. Gene Ontology annotation, biological process: immune response; positive regulation of natural killer cell mediated cytotoxicity. Gene Ontology annotation, molecular function: cytokine receptor binding. The record is from RefSeq and is a predicted model, not a curated record. Gene Ontology annotation, cellular component: extracellular region.
AUGGAGAGGACCCUUAUCUGUCUGAUAGUCAUCUUCUUGGGGACAGUGGCCCAUAAAACAAGCCCCCAAAGGCCAGAUCGCCUCCUGAUUAGACUUCGUCACCUUGUAGACAAUGUUGAACAGCUGAAAAUUUAUGUGAAUGACUUGGAUCCUGAACUUCUGCCAGCUCCACAAGAUGUAAAGGAGCAUUGUGAGCACUCAGCUUUUGCCUGUUUCCAGAAGGCCAAACUCAAGCCAGCAAACACAGGAAGCAAUAAGACGAUCAUCAGUGACUUAGUCACUCAGCUGAGGAGGAGGCUGCCUGCCACCAAGGCUGAGAAAAAGCAGAAGAGCUUAGUUAAAUGUCCAUCCUGUGAUUCUUAUGAGAAAAAAGCACCCAAAGAAUUCCUAGAAAGACUAAAAUGGCUCCUUCAAAAGAUGAUUCAUCAGCAUCUUUCCUAG